Messenger RNA from Danio rerio (zebrafish), 1600 nucleotides. It is a transcript of the gene eef1a1l2, whose product is annotated as eukaryotic translation elongation factor 1 alpha 1, like 2. The record is from RefSeq and is marked provisional. Lineage: Eukaryota; Metazoa; Chordata; Actinopteri; Cypriniformes; Danionidae. Gene Ontology annotation, biological process: translational elongation. Gene Ontology annotation, molecular function: translation elongation factor activity; GTPase activity; GTP binding. Gene Ontology annotation, cellular component: cytoplasm.
CCUUUUUCUCCAGUCUGCUCGGGGCUGUCUGUAGUGCUUUUUAGCCAGUAAAUCUACAGAAUGGGUAAGGAAAAGAUUCAUAUCAACAUCGUGGUCAUUGGCCACGUCGAUUCUGGCAAGUCCACCACCACCGGACACUUGAUCUACAAAUGUGGAGGCAUCGAUAAGAGAACCAUCGAGAAGUUCGAAAAAGAAGCCGCUGAGAAACUGAAGGCCGAGCGUGAGCGUGGUAUCACCAUUGACAUUUCCCUUUGGAAAUUCGAGACCAGCAAAUACUACGUCACCAUCAUUGAUGCCCCCGGACACAGAGACUUCAUCAAGAACAUGAUCACUGGUACUUCUCAGGCUGACUGUGCUGUGUUGAUCGUGGCUGCCGGUGUCGGUGAGUUUGAGGCUGGUAUCUCCAAGAACGGACAGACCCGUGAGCACGCCCUGCUGGCCUACACAUUGGGAGUGAAACAGCUGAUCGUUGGAGUCAACAAGAUGGACUCCACUGAGCCCCCUUACAGCCAGGCUCGUUUUGAGGAAAUCACCAAGGAAGUCAGCGCAUACAUCAAGAAGAUCGGCUACAACCCUGCCACCGUUGCAUUUGUGCCGAUUUCAGGAUGGCACGGUGACAACAUGCUGGAGCCCAGCUCAAAUAUGGGCUGGUUUAAGGGCUGGAAGAUUGAGAGGAAGGAGGGUGGUGCCAAUGGUGUUACGCUUCUGGAGGCCCUGGACUCCAUCCUACCACCCAGCCGGCCCACCGACAAGCCCCUCCGUCUGCCACUGCAGGAUGUGUACAAGAUUGGAGGUAUUGGAACUGUGCCUGUGGGACGUGUUGAGACUGGAACUCUGAAGGCUGGGAUGAUCGUGACCUUUGCCCCUGCUAAUGUAACCACUGAGGUUAAGUCUGUCGAGAUGCACCACGAGUCUCUUACCGAGGCUCUUCCCGGUGACAACGUUGGCUUCAAUGUCAAGAACGUGUCUGUCAAGGACAUCCGUCGUGGUAAUGUGGCUGGAGACAGCAAGAACGACCCACCCAUGGAGGCUGCCAACUUCACAUCUCAGGUCAUCAUCCUGAACCACCCUGGUCAGAUCUCUCAGGGUUACGCCCCAGUGCUGGAUUGCCACACUGCUCACAUCGCCUGCAAGUUUGCUGAGCUCAAGGAGAAGAUCGACCGUCGUUCUGGCAAGAAGCUUGAAGACAACCCCAAGGCUCUCAAAUCUGGAGACGCUGCCAUUAUUCUUAUGAUUCCUGGCAAGCCCAUGUGUGUGGAGAGCUUCUCUCAAUACCCACCACUGGGUCGUUUUGCUGUGCGUGACAUGAGGCAGACCGUGGCUGUCGGCGUCAUCAAGGCUGUGGACAAGAAAGCAUCCAGCGGUGGAAAGGUCACCAAGUCUGCUCAGAAGGCCGCCAAAACCAAAUGAAUCGUCUCAUCAGACACACAGCAAGCCCCAUUGACAUCCUACACUGCAAUGUCUCAGAACCUGAGCACGCUUUUAAAGGACUGGCUUAUGCUGAUAAAAACCCACCGCAAAAGCUUCAGGAGGAAAGGAGGAAAACAUGCAUUUGUAACACGUUAGGAGACUGUUAUUACAAAUAAACUAUGAUCAUCCA